AUGACUACCACUCUAUCUGCCCUUUCCACCACUCUCGACCAGAUGGCUAGCUUGACACCCUCUGAGCUGCAAGCCGCAUUGGACGCAUACGCACUUACUCCGGGCCAGGAACAAGUACUGCGUGAGCUCCUGAGCCGUUUCGUCGGUUCUGUAACCUCACCUGAAUCCUCUCCUCCCAGCCAGCUACCAUCAGUGUCGAACAACCCCUGGAAGGUCUUUCGCCGUAUCGAAGCACUCAACAUCCCAGAUCACUUCCAGAGCAUCCUCAACCUGGGUUCUGCAUCUUUCGUCAACUCGUACGAUGAUGCUGUCAUUCACGAUAACUUGAUGCCUGCUACCCGUCGCGCCCAGCAGCAAAGCGUGCAGCGAUUGCGUGAACUCUUCACCGCACUGGCACUGUAUGACAUAGCCAGAUCUCGCUUUGCACGCUUCUCGGGGAACAGGUUGUCGGACCGCAUGAAGGACGAGCUGAAUUCGCUACUCCGUGGAUGCGAUGCUUCUCAACAGUACAAAGUGGGCAAGAAUCUGGACCACAUCUGCAAGAUUUUCGGUCCGGGUUGCGUCUUCUACUUGGACGGCUGUCUAUCCAAUGAUUUCUUGUGCAAGAAGUUCACUAGCAGUGGACAGUAUCACGACGGUGCCGUCGAGCAUCUCAGUGCACUGGGCUUGAAACAGUUGGCUGAGGAGAGCCGUGCUAACGAAUUCGCUAGACACGCCAGGUGUCUGUCAGUGUCCUACCUCGAGCUGAGGACAAGCCAGAUGUGA
Molecule: messenger RNA, 765 nt
Organism: Aureobasidium pullulans EXF-150
Lineage: Eukaryota; Fungi; Ascomycota; Dothideomycetes; Dothideales; Saccotheciaceae
Exons: 2
Coding region: 1-765 (254 amino acids)
Source: RefSeq, a predicted model, not a curated record